AAUGGGGCCAAGCCUAACCCAAGCCACCGGAAGGGUCUCACCGUGCACGCGGCCGCAGCCGCCAUGGACACCUUCUUCCUCUCGCACGGCUCGCCGGCGAUCUGCAUCGACGAGGCGAUCCCUGCGCACGGCUUCUUCAGGUCGUGGCUUCCAGCGGCGGUGGCGGGCACGCAGGCGCCGCGCGCCGUCCUGGUGGUGUCCGCGCACUGGGAGACCGACACUCCGGCCGUCAACGUCGUCCGCGGCACCAACGACACCGUCCACGACCUGCCGGGCCUCCCCGACGAGAUGUACAAGCUGAGGUACCCUGCGCCGGGCGCGCCGGAGCUGGCCAGGAGGACCAAGGAGCUCCUGGAGGGCGCCGGGUUCGGGCCGGUGAGCGAGGAACACGGCCGCGGGCUCGACCACGGCGCCUGGGUGCCGCUGAUGCUCAUGUACCCGGAGGCCGACGUCCCGGCGUGCCAGCUCUCCCUGCAGACCGGCCGCGACGGCGCCUACCACUACGACCUCGGCGCGGCGCUGGCGCCCCUCAGGGACGAGGGCGUGCUCGUCCUCGGCUCCGGCACCGCCACGCACAACCUCAGAGAGCUGGGGCCUCUCGACGCGCCGGUGCCGCAGUGGGCCUCCGACUUCGACGCCUGGCUCAGGGACGCGCUCUUGGACGGGAGGUACGACGACGUGAAGCGAUACAAGGAGAAGGCGCCCUACGGUGAGCUUGCGCACCCUUCGCCGGAGCACAUCUACCCGCUGCACGUCGCGCUGGGCGCCGCCGGGGAUGAGGCCAGAGCGGAGCUGAUCCACCGCAGCUGGACCAACGCCACCUUCUCCUACUCCUCGUACCGUUUCACCAAGAAGAUUUGACGGCCUUAAAUUGUUUGAGUUGGAGUAAUAGAUUGGUUGUUGCAUGAGGAGCUGAACUUCUAUUUCAGAAAGUCCAAUAUCUAGGACAUCGACUUGUGGUCACACAGAUUGGCUAAAGCAGUGUGACAAGGAUGGCGUCUUCUGUUAUUCAUCUCCUCACGCAUUCACGUGCCUUUUUUUUCAUGAUAAUAUGUGUCUCGUUCA
Triticum aestivum (bread wheat) is the source of this 1065-nucleotide messenger RNA. Its product is annotated as extradiol ring-cleavage dioxygenase-like. Bases 64 to 861 code for a protein of 265 amino acids. The transcript has 3 exons. NCBI's taxonomy places the organism in Eukaryota, Viridiplantae, Streptophyta, Magnoliopsida, Poales, Poaceae. The record is from RefSeq and is a predicted model, not a curated record. Gene Ontology annotation, molecular function: zinc ion binding; dioxygenase activity; ferrous iron binding.